Suhomyces tanzawaensis NRRL Y-17324 is the source of this 1238-nucleotide messenger RNA. RefSeq lists its product as uncharacterized. The transcript has a single exon. The record is from RefSeq and is a predicted model, not a curated record. Lineage: Eukaryota; Fungi; Ascomycota; Pichiomycetes; Serinales; Debaryomycetaceae. The coding region runs from base 123 to 773 and encodes 216 amino acids. Gene Ontology annotation, cellular component: cytosol.
CGAUUAAAAGCAACUAGGGCCAACACACUCCGACGACACCACCCACGCCAGCUGUUCCAAUGGCGAUUGACGGGUAGUGUUCAUUGUAGCACAGCCUCCAACAUCACCUCCACCACGCCAUAAUGUCAUUUGUGGACCUGCUCUUGCACAAGUAUGCUUCCCAGCUCUCGGGAGCCGUAACCCACCAGCUCACUCAACAACUAUGUUCGGGAACACUUCCUGACCAUGUGCUUUUCACCUACUUGACCCAAGACCUUAUGUUCUUCAAUUCCGGGUUGCAGGUGUUUGGAAAGGCGUUGGCCCAGUGUGACGACGCCAGGGCCGCUAUUGUGUUGGGGAAACAGAUCGGGUUCAUUUGCAACGACGAGAACGACUACUUCAAAAUCGUGUUGGACCAGUUGCGGGACAGCGUAAGCGCUAAGGUGGCUGACAUGACCUCUUCCAAGCCUCCCGUGUUGCCUGCGGUCGCUCAAUACAUCGACUUUAUGGCUACACUCAACACUUAUCCGGAGGUAAUCACCUUUAUGUAUGCCAUGGAAAAGGUGUACCUUGACUGGGCGGAAGAAACCGAGCUUGCAGCUGAUUUGCCGUACAAGCACAAGGAGUGGAUAGUGUUGCACAGUGGCGAAGCAUUCACUGCAUGGACUGCCUUUUUGAAGUCGGAGGUUGAGCGGGUGGUGGAUGAUUCGACUGCAAAAGAUUGCGAGCGGGUAUUUCACCAGACUUUGGAGUUGGAAAUCGCCUUCUUCCAAGAGUGCUAUCGGUACGAGUAGGUAGGAAGUGAGAAGGGAUUUAGUUAGUUGGAUCCGUAUAAAAGUUGAAUAAACCAAAUAGAAUGGAGUAAAGGGUAUGAACUUGUAUUAAGUUGAAUCCAGAGGUCAAGCUAGAAGGAAGAAAUAGAAGCACGGAAGGAGUGGUAGGUGAGAAGUAAUAGUUUAAAAAGGGAAAAAGGUUAUAUUUAAGGAGGUAAAUUAGUCAAUGUGAUAGCAUCAAUGUUAUGUUUCCUCUAGAACCAACUUGAUAUGGAGGUCAUUGUUUCGCAUUAGAGAAGAGUAAAAUACUAAAAGCAUUAGCUCUAAUAUAUGUUCUCUGUUCCUAGUAAUGCUAUAUUGAGUGAAUAUUCGGUUUCAAUACGUCAACAACUCAGAUUCUAAUAAAUAUUCAUUAUUAGGAGUUCAAUAGCCUAGUUACUGGCGAUAAUAUUCAUCUCUAGCCCCCCAGGUUUUAGUAUAGUAGAU